Brassica napus (rape) is the source of this 3790-nucleotide messenger RNA. Its product is annotated as exocyst complex component EXO70B1-like. Gene Ontology annotation, biological process: exocytosis. Gene Ontology annotation, molecular function: phosphatidylinositol-4,5-bisphosphate binding. The coding region runs from base 856 to 2949 and encodes 697 amino acids. Gene Ontology annotation, cellular component: exocyst. NCBI's taxonomy places the organism in Eukaryota, Viridiplantae, Streptophyta, Magnoliopsida, Brassicales, Brassicaceae. The transcript has a single exon. The record is from RefSeq and is a predicted model, not a curated record.
UUUUCCUUUUCUUCUUCUACUCAUAAAACGGAUUUAUACUUCUACAAGAUAUAUUUGUCUCAAAAAAAAAAGAUAUUUUUGUCUCUGUAUACUCUAAGCCCAGCAUUAUAACAGUGUAUAAUCUCGUUUAGGGCCCAUAUACAAGGAAUACACACAAGUUUUCUUUCUCCUCCAUCAAAGCCAUCCUCUUAUUUGAGCAAUAGUAGCUACUUUAGAGCAUGGCCAAUGGGGAGUUAGUUUCUAAAUUUUACAGGAAAUCCAAACCAAAAUAUCUAGGCUUUUCAGAACUCCAACGAAAAAAAUCCUCCAUUGGACAUACUCUUAUAUAUUUCUUUUAAAAUUGACAUUCUCUGUUCCAGUUUACUAUAUUAAUAUUUUAGAUGAUUCUCUUCUUGUUAACGGAAAAAAAAGAUGAUUCUCUUCUUACAAAUGAAAAUUUCAUAAAAAAACAGGUACAACACACAAUUAUUUGAAAGCCAGAAAAGCUUUUUUUUAUAAUAAUAAUAAAGCAUCAAGAAAUGCAAGAUUCUUUAUGCAUGCACGUAUAUAUAAUUGUGUGAGGAAUAUGCGUGCGCACCAUACACCCCACGUUACCCGCUUUUUCAUCAAAUCAUUGUUCAUCAAUGCACAUAUACAUUUACAUUACAUCUUUCACUGAGUUAAAAAUAGAAUACAAGUCAACGGUCAACCACCUAAAAACAAGGCUCCCCUACUUCUUCGAUUCAGCCAUUGUGUUUUGCGACCAUCUCCAUUACCACACAAAUCCUAAAGUCUAAACGAAAACACACAAACACAUGAAUCUCUCUGUUCUCACCAUAACAUUUUUAAGCUUUACGUAAAUAUUAAUACUAAUCGAUGGAGAAGAACGACAAGGAGCCUGAUGAUCAUCAUGAUCAUGAUCUUAAAGACAAAUCCAGUGGAGAAGAGAAAUGCGACGUCGUUUCAGAUGCUCAGCCACCAGAUGAUGCCCAUCAUGAGGAUGGUAUCAAUAAAGACAAUGUCGAUGAGACAGAUCAUGACCAAGGAGACAAGGUUGACUCACCAUUAGUACAAGAAGUACCAGAGAUUACUCAAACCCUCGAGUCCUUGUCAGAAGAACUCGACCAGCUUCUCUCAACUCUCUCCCUUCAUCAAGAGCAACACAAAGACAGCGCCAAGGAGAAAGAAGAAGAUGAUGAUGAUUACUUUCAGAUCCCGCAGUUCGUUGGCAAGUUCUUGGAUCUCUUUGAAGACAAACUCUCCAAACACGACUCUGGCGAGCCUAAAACAACAUGGUACCAAGAUCCAGAGGAAGUAUCUUCACUUCUUGACGCAGUGGAUCGCGUCUCAAACCUUAUGAGGCUAUUACACAACACCAAAUCUUGUCUUGACCAUCACGAGCCCUUGAUCAACCACGCUGGAUCGAUCCAGCAGCGUGCAAUGGCCUUCUUGGAAGACGAGUUUCGUAUCCUUCUAGAAGAAUCCGUGAUCAAAGAGGCUGCUGUUGUCACUGACGACAACAGCAGCCAAAGGAAGAGUUCAGCAGAUCAACAAGACCACCACAACGACGCGGUGGUCUCACAAGAUCAAGACCAGAUGGUUGUUCCGGAGCACGGUGAUCAGGAGAUAGAAUACCCCGGUUACUCAGAGGAGAUGGUUAUGUUACUUAAGAACAUAGCAGAGAAGAUGAAAGCAGGAGGGUACGCGUGCGAGUGCAGAGAGGUUUAUUUAGUAUCAAGAAGGAAUAUCUUGAUGAGUACGUUGAAACAAGACUGCGAGUUCGAGAAAGUAAGCAUCGACGAGGUGCUGAAAAUGAGCUGGGACGCGCUCGAGAGAGAGAUCCCUAUAUGGAACAAGACUUUCAAGAACUGCUCUUCCCUCUUCUUCCCCGGGGAGUUCAAACUCACCGAGAAGAUCUUCCCGGGGGAUGAAGGGAGCUUGUUCUGCAUUGUCACCCACAGCCUCGCAAUCCAGUUCUUGGGAUUUUACGAGGCUGUGGCAAUGACCAAGCGCUCCACCGAAAAGCUCUUCAAGGUCCUCGAUAUCUAUGAGACGCUCCGGGACAGCUUCCCAGCGAUGGAGAAGCUGUUCCCAGAGGAGCUAUGCAGCGAGCUGAGGAACGAGGUGAACAGUGCUCGUUCCCAGCUAGGAGAGACAGCUAUUAACAUAUUCUUGGAUCUUGAGAACUCUAUUAAAUCGGAUUCUAGCAAGACCCCUGUGCCGGGAGGCGCGGUGCAUCCCUUAACGAGGUACACUAUGAACUACCUUAAGUACUCGUGCGAGUAUAAAGACACGUUGGAGCAAGUGUUCAAGUCUCAUUCAACGAUGGAGCGAGAGGAUGAGGAGGAGGAGAAGAAGAAAGAGGAGAACUCUCCCUUCGCCAGCCAGCUGAUGAGGAUAAUGGACUUUCUCGAUGGAAACAUGGAGGCGAAGUCGAAGCUCUACAAAGACAUACCACUAAGCUGCAUCUUCAUGAUGAACAACGGGAGAUACAUAGUGCAAAAGAUCAAAGGAUCGGCAGAGAUACACGAGGUGAUGGGUGACACAUGGUGCAGGAGGAGGUCGUCUGAGCUGAGAAACUAUCACAAAAACUACCAGAGAGAGACGUGGGGGAAGCUGCUUGGGUUCUUAGGGCAUGAGGGGCUAAUGCAUAACGGGAAGAUAGUUAAGCCUAAUCUUAAGGAGAGGUUUAAGAGCUUUAAUGCGACGUUUGAUGAGAUACACAAGACGCAGACCACGUGGGUGGUUAAUGACGAGCAGCUUCAGAGUGAGCUGAGGGUUUCUAUAACUGCGGUUAUGAUACCUGCCUACAGGGCUUUCAUGGCUAGGUUUGGACAGUACUUGGAUCCUGGUCGGCAGACGGAGAAGUAUGUUAAGUACCAGCCUGAGGACAUUGAGGAUCUCAUUGAUGAGCUUUUUGAAGGAAACACUUCCUCCUCUUCAACCGCCACGGCCAAGAGAAGAACAUAGAUUCUUUUUCCUGUUGCAGCAACACUUUUUGUUCUUAGUUUUCUCAAACCUUUAUGUCUUCUGCUACUGUGUUUUUGUCUGAAUGCCACAACUUGGAUGUGUAAAUGUAGUUAUUAAUCAGUUCCAUCAUUUUUGAAUAAAAAGACAUUUUUAUAUUUGUUGAUAGCAUAAUGGUAAAGUUAUGUGAACUCAUUGCUAGUACUUAAUUCACCUUUUAUUAAGUCAGGACUUUUGUGUUAAUUCCUCAAUCAGAUGUUCUUAAUUCAUUGCUGUAAAUUUCAAUACUUUGUUUACACUUAAAAGUCACACAUGGUUUUUCUCUAUGGACUUCUCAGAAUGGCUGUGCUGAUCAGAGGAGAAAGCGGAUAAGCAGUGCUAAUGUGAUUCUGUUCCUCCUCCUAAACGGAGUCUCUUGGCACAAGUACUCACCGUCCCUCAUGAAACUUUCCAGCUUGAGAAUCUGUCUGAGGUGCUUUCUAGUGAGGUAGUAGUAACACAGUAUAGCUUCUAGCUUUACACCUUUUGAGAUGUUUAAGUUUUUCUCUCACCAGGUUUGGCGGGAUUGCCUAUCCGUUGGCGAAAGAAGUUAUCUGCAGCAGUUCCUCCCUCAGGGAGUUGAUGUGGAGCUAGUUGUACAACAGUUGCUUGGUGGAGAGAAUUUUCAUUUCGGAAGUCCUUUUCUUGAUUGGUUAGUGACAGUAUGCAAUAGUGAUAGGACUCAGAGAAGGUGCUGAGCAUACUUUUUCACAUGUAUAUGCAAAUUACCUGUUAAUAUUCUUUCCUUAUUUCAAACUGCUAAAGUUUCUAGUCCAUUUUAGGCCUAAGAGCUGUGCAGUAGAGA